GCAGCGCCCGCCGGGGCCAUGGCGAAGAAGAGCGCCGAGAACGGCAUCUACAGCGUGUCCGGCGACGAGAAGAAGGGCCCCCUCAUCACCCCCGGGCCUGACGCCCCCGCCAAGGGCGACGGGCCCCCGGGCCUGGGGGCACCCGGCGGCCGCCUGGCCGUGCCGCCGCGCGAGACCUGGACGCGCCAGAUGGACUUCAUCAUGUCGUGCGUGGGCUUCGCCGUGGGCCUGGGCAACGUGUGGCGCUUCCCCUACCUGUGCUACAAGAACGGCGGAGGUGUGUUUCUUAUUCCCUAUGUCCUGAUCGCCCUGGUGGGGGGGAUCCCCAUUUUCUUCUUGGAGAUCUCGCUGGGCCAGUUCAUGAAGGCCGGCAGCAUCAACGUCUGGAACAUCUGCCCCCUGUUUAAAGGCCUGGGCUACGCCUCCAUGGUGAUCGUCUUCUACUGCAACACCUACUACAUCAUGGUGCUGGCCUGGGGCUUCUACUACCUGGUCAAGUCCUUCACCACCACGCUGCCCUGGGCCACGUGCGGCCACACCUGGAACACGCCCGACUGCGUGGAGAUCUUCCGCCACGAAGACUGUGCCAACGCCAGCCUGGCCAACCUCACAUGUGACCAGCUCGCUGACCGCCGGUCCCCAGUCAUCGAGUUCUGGGAGAAUAAAGUCUUGCGCCUCUCCGGGGGUUUGGACGUGCCAGGGGCCCUCAACUGGGAAGUGACCCUGUGUCUGUUGGCCUGCUGGGUGCUGGUCUACUUCUGCGUCUGGAAGGGGGUCAAGUCCACAGGAAAGAUCGUGUACUUCACCGCUACAUUCCCCUACGUGGUCCUCGUGGUGCUGCUGGUGCGCGGAGUGCUGCUGCCCGGCGCCCUGGAUGGCAUCGUCUACUAUCUCAAGCCCGACUGGUCGAAGCUGGGGUCCCCUCAGGUGUGGAUAGACGCCGGGACCCAGAUUUUCUUCUCUUACGCCAUCGGCCUGGGGGCCCUCACGGCCCUGGGCAGCUACAAUCGCUUCAACAACAACUGCUAUAAGGACGCCAUCAUCCUGGCGCUCAUCAACAGCGGGACCAGCUUCUUCGCCGGCUUCGUGGUCUUCUCCAUCCUGGGCUUCAUGGCUGCCGAGCAAGGCGUGCACAUCUCCAAGGUGGCAGAAUCAGGGCCAGGACUGGCCUUCAUCGCCUACCCCCGGGCCGUGACGCUGAUGCCCGUGGCCCCGCUCUGGGCUGCCCUAUUCUUCUUCAUGCUGCUGCUGCUCGGUCUGGACAGUCAGUUUGUAGGUGUGGAAGGCUUCAUCACCGGCCUGCUCGACCUCCUCCCGGCCUCCUACUACUUCCGUUUCCAAAGGGAGAUCUCCGUGGCCCUCUGCUGCGCCCUCUGCUUUGUCAUCGACCUCUCCAUGGUGACCGAUGGCGGGAUGUACGUCUUCCAGCUGUUCGACUACUACUCAGCCAGCGGCACUACCCUGCUCUGGCAGGCCUUCUGGGAGUGUGUGGUGGUGGCCUGGGUGUACGGAGCUGACCGCUUCAUGGACGACGUGGCCUGCAUGAUCGGGUACCGACCGUGCCCCUGGAUGAAGUGGUGCUGGUCCUUCUUCACCCCGCUGGUCUGCAUGGGCAUCUUCAUCUUCAACGCGGUGUACUACAAGCCACUGGUCUACAACAACACUUACGUGUACCCGUGGUGGGGCGAGGCCGUGGGCUGGACCUUCGCGCUCUCCUCCAUGCUGUGCGUGCCCCUGCACCUCGUGGGCUGCCUCCUCAGGGCCAAGGGGACCAUGGCUGAGCGCUGGCAGCACCUGACACAGCCUGUCUGGGGCCUCCACCACUUGGAGUACAGAGCUCAGGACUCGGAUGUCAGGGGCCUGACCACCCUGACCCCAGUGUCUGAGAGCAGCAAAGUCGUGGUGGUGGAGAGCGUCAUGUGACGGCCCGCGGCCACGUCACCAGCUCGCCCUCUUGUAGCCAUAGCAGCCCCUGCUUUCCCCCCACCCCCAUCCCUCUCUCCAGGGGGCCUGCCUUUCCCUGUCACUUUUGGGGUCUGCCUGAGGGGGAAGGGAGGAAGCACCACGCGUGCUACCUAAAAUAACUUUUUCCAUUUUUAAUAAAACGCCAAAAAUA
Molecule: messenger RNA, 2116 nt
Organism: Talpa occidentalis (Iberian mole)
Lineage: Eukaryota; Metazoa; Chordata; Mammalia; Eulipotyphla; Talpidae
Gene: SLC6A8
Product: solute carrier family 6 member 8
Biological process (GO): neurotransmitter transport; sodium ion transmembrane transport
Cellular component (GO): plasma membrane
Molecular function (GO): creatine:sodium symporter activity
Source: RefSeq, a predicted model, not a curated record